This is a messenger RNA of Zootermopsis nevadensis, 4448 nucleotides long. It is a transcript of the gene hop, whose product is annotated as tyrosine-protein kinase hopscotch. Gene Ontology annotation, biological process: cell surface receptor signaling pathway via JAK-STAT; protein phosphorylation; cytokine-mediated signaling pathway. The record is from RefSeq and is a predicted model, not a curated record. Gene Ontology annotation, cellular component: cytosol; cytoskeleton. Gene Ontology annotation, molecular function: ATP binding; non-membrane spanning protein tyrosine kinase activity; cytokine receptor binding. NCBI's taxonomy places the organism in Eukaryota, Metazoa, Arthropoda, Insecta, Blattodea, Termopsidae.
CAUGAACACAUCUUAUACUUACCUUGGCGUUAAGCAGCUGUAUGUAAUUGUGCUUGUUAUUUUUGAUUUGAUACAGGUAUAAAUGACGUACGCAGAUAGAAAUGGAUUUGAAGCUGCAAAAACGCAUGAUAGUGAGACACAUGCACAAUUUUGAGCACAGUUUCGCAGGCUGAUAAUGCAAAUUUCUAUCUCCUUGAAUUGUAACUGAAUUUACUCUAGUGCUGUUAGUCACUAAUAAGAAAUUACUUCAUAUUUUAAUAUAUAAUAGCAUGCACACUUUUAAUUAUGGGAGAGAAUGGCAGAGUUAUUCCAGUUCAUAUAUGUAUUGAUAGUGCCAUUUUAAAUAUACCACUGAAGAGUUCAACAACAGCAGAAGAUAUUUGUGUUGAAGUUUCCAAACAUCUUGGAAUAGGGCCUGUUGCCAGACAUUUAUUUGCACUCAGACUGCAUAGGUCUAAAAUUUGGUUUAAUCCAGAUCUUAGAUUAUUUGAAACGCGAGCAAAUGCAGACUUUAGACUCCGCUAUAAAGUUCCCAGUCUCUCAAGACUGAAGAAAACAGACAUAUGUGCUUAUGAUUAUUAUUUCCACCAAGCUCGGAAUGAUGUUAUGAAUAAUGAAAUCCCUGACAUAAGUUAUGAUAAAUACAGAUGGGAACUUGUUGGUUUAGGAGUUGCAGAUAUGUACAGAGUAAUGUUGGAGAAAGGUGUAGAGAGAGAGAUAGUUGAAAGUGAGUACAAGAAGUACAUUCCCAAAGAGGUUGUUAAGCAUCAUUUCUUUUUUAUUAAGAAACCCAUCCAUGACAGUUUAGUUAAAAUUAAGAAGAGUGCUCAACAUGACGCCUGGUUUGUAAAGGGGGAGUAUUUGAAACAGUUUGAAGAAAUGGCUCCAAAUUAUCUGAGUGAAGAAUAUAAAGCACUGACAGAUGAAGAUGGAUCUGUGCAAACCAUACUCAUAAAAGUUAACCCUUUCCAUGAAGAACAGCCAGGAAUCAGAGUUCGAUAUGAUGGAAAAAAAGAGUGGCAUCAGCUCUGUACAAUUGAUGAUCUGUGUUACAUCUCUGUACGCAAUGAUGGAACUGUUGAAAUCUCAAGAAAAAAUGGCAUACCAUCAUAUCUGAAAUUCCAUUCCAGCCCACUAAUGUUCUCCUUCGUGAGUUUGUUGGAUGGAUAUUACCGCUUGAUGGUGAAAUGGACAUUCAAUUUGUGUAAAGAUGUUCCAACACCAUUGUUGCAAAAGUUGUAUGCUUUGAAGUGUCAUGGACCUGUGGGUGGAGAAUUUUCAUAUGCCAAAUUGGAAGAGAAACGAAACAGUGCCCCAGGUUGCUUCAUUCUCAGACAGAGUGAAACAAAUUAUGAUCACUACUAUUUAGAUGUGUGCACCAAGGAAAGCUCAAAACCAAAGUCUUGCAAGAUUGAGAAGGUGGCAGAGGAUGAAUACUGGUUUGAUGUUGAUGGAGAUAUUUACACAAGCAUCGUGCAGCUUUUGGCAGUAUAUCAGUCUAGCAAAGGCUCUAUCUUGCUCCAGGAGUGUCUGCCCCCCUCUGAAUACGACAAGUCAAAUUUGCUUCUGUGCCAACUGGAGUCCAAUAAGGUGGCCAUGAUGACAGCAGAGAGUGCUGUGGCUGACCUUCGCACUGCAGCUCCACAGUGCAUCAAUGCCAGGAACUUACAAGUCUACAAAAAUCAAAAGAAAGAAGGCCAUGGAGGGAUGUCUCUUGUAUAUCGAAGUGUGUGGAAACCAUUGAAAGGCAAGAAGGUUGAAGCAGCUAUGAAAGUUUUGAAGCAGGAAUAUAGAGAUACAUACCUGACGGCUUUCCUUGAACUUGGUGGUAAGUGGGCAACUUUGCAGUCCAAUGCAGUUGUAAAGUUGUAUGGAAUAACAUUAUCUAGUCCUUUUACCAUGGUGAUGGAGUACUUGAGUUUGGGUCCAUUGGAUGUGUAUCUGAGAGAACACAAACACAGCUUGAAGCCGGUGGAUCUGGUAGAAGCUGGGGCAUUCCUUGCCAAAGCGCUCUGGCACUUGGAGGACCAAGGUGUAAUCCAUGGGAAUAUCCGGUGUCGGAAACUUCUAGUCGCGGCCCAUGAUGAUAAUACCUUCCUAGUUCGUCUUGCCGAUCCAGGGUUACACUUAUACACUGAAUAUGAUAUCCACUGGAUUCCAUCAGAGUGUUACUCUAAUUUUGAAUAUGCUCGUCAUUCUGUGGCAGCAGAUGUUUGGGCAUUUGGUACCACUUUAUGGGAAAUAUUUAUGUACGGAGAAUGUCCACCAAAAACUAGUGAUAUGAAAUCAGUAAAAAAGUAUUACCAGAGCAAUAGGAAGCUGCCACUCCCGAGCAGCUGCCCAGUUGAUAUCUACACUCUCAUGAAGGAGUGCUGGGAUCUGGACCCUUACAGGAGGAAGAAACCCCAGGCCAUCAUGCGUGAUGUGAACCAGAUCUUGUACCAAGUUUUCAACUCCAGGCGAAUACAUUCAUAUGCCACAGCUUUCUCCAGAGUGCUCAGAGGUUUUGAAUACUCUGCAGAGAACAGUAUAACUGAGUCAAAUGCCAGUUUGUUCUCAGGAGCCACAGAAGAUACAUAUGUUGACAACAUGAAAUCAGAAUUGCUCCCUGUGGAUGAAGAACCACCGCACGGUGUUGACAGUUCAUCAGGGUUCAGUGUUGGCAGCAGUUUGGAAAGAGUCUGGUUGCUCAGUGAGUCAAAUGCUCAGAGUCAUGCAGAUGAUGCGAUGUCCCCUGAUUUCUCUGACGUAUUGUCCAACAUCACCUUCUCUUCAGCUCUUACUGUAGAUAGUGUGAUCUCAAUGCAAGGAAUAUUUGAGCUCGAUGGAGACUGCAAUGUGAUCCUGCAAGGUCGUAUUGGUCAGGGUUUCUAUGGUGAAGUGUACAAGGGUACACUGGAACAAGACAAGGAUACUGAACCACAGCUUGUUGCUAUAAAGAAGCUGAAGACAAAUGCUGUGGAGAGCAUCCUACAGGACUUUGAGAGGGAAAUAACUAUCAUGAAGACUUUGAAACAUCCAAAUAUUGUUGAGAUAAAAGGUGUGAUCCAUGAUCCAGAGAUCAGCCUUGUUAUGGAGUUUGUGCAGCAUGGCUGUCUGCAGAGUUACCUCAAGAUUCACAAGGAUACACUUGAGGAAGAGACCUUGCUCAAAUUUGCACUUGAUGUUGCCAAGGGCAUGGAAUACCUAGGAAUUAAGAACGUUGUGCAUCGUGACCUAGCUGCCAGAAACAUUUUGGUGGCCAAUGAGCAUCAUGUAAAGAUUUCUGAUUUUGGUUUAUCUCAGGUCAUGGGAAAGAAUCACUAUUAUAUCCUGAAGACUAGCAGAGAAUUGCCGAUCAAGUGGUAUGCACCAGAAAGUCUACGGGAUGGGAAGUUUUCACCACGUUCUGAUGUAUGGUCAUAUGGUGUGACAUUGUAUGAGAUGUUUUCUCUUGGGGAAGACCCACGUUUACCAGACUGUAUCAAUGACCAGGACCAGCAACAGCUACUGGCAGCACUGGAGAGUGGCACUCGCCUUCCAUGUCCACCCCAGUGUUCACAGACUAUAUAUGUAAGACUUAUGAGCCCCUGUUGGCAGGCAGAUACCCAUGCUCGGCCGACUUUUACACAACUCUGCCAGGAAAUUCAAGAUUUGGGUUGAACAGUUGAGGUAACACAUGAGUCAAAUAUGUCAGAUUUUACAAAUGCUCAAGCACAUCGUUUUAUAUUGUGUGUUGAUUGCAAAAUGAUUUUUAUAUAAAAAAAAGCUCCAGCUGUUUAUUACUCAGCGCAAAAUUUACCCGACUUGGGUUGUUGAAAAGUGGUCGGAUUUCUGAUGGUUCUAAUUUCAUGAACCUUUAGAAUAAAACCAUUGUGGUAGCUAAAUAUAUGAAUGCACAGUGGCUUAAAGGUUAUUGUUGACACAAAAUAAGGGCUUAUCUGUGGAAAAGCAAGCAAACAAUCUAUUAAAUCAUGAUUGUUGUUAGAUUUAUUGUUGCAUUUGCUGCUCAUUACACUAAUGGUGAUAUUGUAGUGAUAAAUGUCACAUUAGUUAUAGUAGAGGAGGAAGUGAUCAAGGCCUAUUUUUAAACACACUACCAGCUUUCAUAUGAUGUUAUUGCAACAAGGAAUUCAGCUGAUAUACUGAAUUUAGGAUUCCAUUCACAAAUCCCCCAAAUAUGAGGCCAGUAUUGUGGCCGAGAUACAGCAAAUGUGGUUGCCUUGUUUACUCUCCAUUUUUGUCUGUUGGUACAUUAAAAUGUGUAUGUUGGAUGUGUUUGCAUUGUGCAUUGUGUUCAUUUUAAUUUUCGAGUUGUAUCUGUAUUUCUUGUCCCGUGCUAUAGCCGCGCGGUCUGAGGCAUCAUGCUUCGGACUGGUGAUACAGAAUGCCCACUGGUUCGAGUCUCGGGGAAAGAAAUUUCUCAUGAGAUUUUUGACCGGUGUAUGGGACCGGUGCCAACCGAGCAU